AUGGAGCGAGUUCUGGGCAGUCAUCUGACCUCCACUGUGGCCACCAUGCUAGACCCACUCCAGUUUGCAUAUAAGAGCGACAGAGGCACAGAUGAUGCUAGCACUUACAAUUCAUCUCACCUGUCUCCGCUCCUUUCCUAUUUGUUCAGGGUCUACAAGAAAACAAGUGGCCACGGCCAGCUCACCCUCUAUCUGGGAAGGAGAGACUUUGUGGACCAUGUGAAUAGUGUGGAUCUUGUUGAUGGCGUGUUAAAAGUUGACCCUACAGAUCUUGGUGACAAGAAAGUGUGGAUCCAGCUGGCUUGCGCCUUCAGGUACGGGCGUGAGGAUUUGGACGUGAUUGGGCUCUCAUUCAGGAAGGACAUCUGGAUACAGCAUAAGCAGAUAUACCCUCCCACUGGUGACAAGCAACCUAACACCCCAAUGCAAGAUGCUCUGAUGAAAAAAGCUGGUGAACAAGGCCAUCCCUUUGUAUUCAAUCUUCCAACCAACCUGCCCUGCUCAAUCACCUUGCAGCCUGGACCAGAGGAUAAAGGCAAGGCCUGUGGUGUUGACUUUGAAGUGAAGGCAUACAUUGCCAAAGAAGCUGAUAACCCUGAUGAGAAGAUUGAUAAGAAGGACACUUGCCGUCUUAUCAUUCGCAAGAUCCAGUUUGCUCCUGACCAGGCAACCGCUGGGCCCAAGGCUGAUAUCUGCAAGCAGUUCAUGAUGUCAGACAAUACGGUCCAUCUGGAAGCUUCCUUGGAGAGGGAGACUUAUUACCAUGGGGACCCUAUUCCAGUCCAUGUAAAAAUCAAUAAUGAGACCAAUAAGGUGGUGAAGAAACUCAAGAUUACUGUUGACCAGACCACAGAUGUGGUGCUCUACUCUGCUGAUAAAUACACCAAAAAUGUGCUGACUGAGGAAUUUGCGGAGACAAUUGAGGCAAAUUCAAAAUUCGAGAAGGUUCUUUCAAUCACCCCACUGCUGAGUAGUAACAAAGAGAAGCGUGGCCUGGCCCUGGAUGGAAGACUGAAGGAUGAGGACACUAACCUGGCAUCUACUACGAUCUUGCGAGCUGGCACUGAUAAGGAAGUGCUUGGAAUCCUGGUCUCCUACAAAAUUAAAGUCGCCCUCAUGGUGUCCCGAGGAGGCCUCUUGGGAGACCUGACAGCCAGUGAUGUUGUUGCGGAGCUCCCCUUGGUCCUGAUGCACCCCAAGCCUGCAGGUGAGUGUCAGCAUCAGGGGGCAUGGGACAUCUAA
Molecule: messenger RNA, 1242 nt
Organism: Megalops cyprinoides (Indo-Pacific tarpon)
Lineage: Eukaryota; Metazoa; Chordata; Actinopteri; Elopiformes; Megalopidae
Product: arrestin-C-like
Exons: 14
Coding region: 1-1242 (413 amino acids)
Biological process (GO): visual perception; signal transduction; G protein-coupled receptor internalization
Molecular function (GO): G protein-coupled receptor binding
Source: RefSeq, a predicted model, not a curated record